ACCACGAAAUUGUUCCAAAAUUUGCAAGUUUUUAUUCAUGGCAAGGCAAAGAUAUCUCCCUCAUUUCAUACCAUGGUAGCUGACAAAAUGAGACUGACUCAACUUAUUGUUGACAACAAAGUUGUACUUCUCGGCAUCACUGUUGUCACCGUAGUUGUGCUGUUGCUCUACUGGUGCGUCAGAAGGAAGUACUACUCUGAUGACGAUGACGAAGAUGAGUCCUCUCGACUGCUGACCCACAGCAUCCUGGUAGCUAUGGACCGACGAGAAUCAGACGAAGACGAGGAUAUCCCGGACCUUCCAAACAUUCCCGUGGUCCGGACCCGUCGACAAUCAAAACGCAUUAAGAGACCCAGAAGCAAAACACGAUCUGCUUUAUAGUCGUCAUCCACGGUGAUUGUUUGGUAGCUAAAAUGGCCAAUUAUACGUUUUUGGUGUGGGAA
This is a messenger RNA of Macrosteles quadrilineatus (aster leafhopper), 443 nucleotides long. RefSeq lists its product as uncharacterized. The record is from RefSeq and is a predicted model, not a curated record. NCBI's taxonomy places the organism in Eukaryota, Metazoa, Arthropoda, Insecta, Hemiptera, Cicadellidae. Bases 73 to 381 code for a protein of 102 amino acids. The transcript has 2 exons.